Molecule: messenger RNA, 1442 nt
Organism: Diospyros lotus (date-plum)
Lineage: Eukaryota; Viridiplantae; Streptophyta; Magnoliopsida; Ericales; Ebenaceae
Exons: 5
Coding region: 43-1146 (367 amino acids)
Cellular component (GO): chloroplast
Source: RefSeq, a predicted model, not a curated record
CUUCCAAUAGCUAGGAACCGAGAGAGAGCUUAUAGAGUAGAAAUGGUGUCGCCGAUAUAUUUGUACCGAGGGAACCUCCACCAGGUUCCCGACCAGCCUCGGGAAUGGCCGAUGCCACCUCGCACGGUCUCCCUCAGAGACUUUCGUAUCCUCACUCGCCGCCGCGACGCUGCCCUUGCUCGCCUUCGUUCCGACUCCUCAGACCUUGACCCAAACCCUAACACCAACCAUGCUGCGAAUCAAGAAGAAGAAGUAGAUGCGAAAGAGAAUAAACCAACGGAGGAAGAGACUCAUGGAGGAGACGCCUGCAAUCGGAAGACUCUGGAUGGCGGUGAUUUGUCGCCGAAAUCUGUUGAUGGCUCUGAUGCAUUUCAGGAUGUGAAACCUGAAGGGGCGUCUAAAAGCGCCGUCAAUCCAACGGAUGCGACUGGAAAAUCACAGGACGAAAUGCUAGUGGAGACAGAGGAUGCAAAACCUGAAGGGCUGCCUCAAAGCGCCACUGAUCCAGCUGAUGCAAGCGGAAAAUCACAUGUCAAAAUGCCAGUGGAGGCAGAGGCAAGCAUCAAAGUGGAUGUCUUAAUUGAUAAAGAGAAAAGGAAAAAGGAAAUUCAGGACAGAUUGCAAACUCUGAAUGGAAAGAAACAUAAUUUAGUACAACUGCUGAAACAGAUCUUGAAUGUAGAAGAAGAAUUGAAGAGGCGAAGUAGCCCACAAGGAGUAGGAAAUCGUCCAUCCGUUCCACUUCAAGUGGAUGCUAUGAAUGAUUCUGGGUCAAUGACUAGGCUUGCCACUCCUAGGUUGGGGUCAGAUGGAAAUCUUGGCCAUGUUGAACCUGGAGAAGCUGAUGAUCUUUCAAACCAGAAUGUGCAUUCUCGCCAUUUGCUUCGCACAAGUAGCACAUCACCAUCUUCUGAUUCUCCUCAUAGAAGACCAGCCUUAACUGUGGUUCCACAUCCUCCUCGAGCAAGCUUGGCUGUUGUUGGCAGUCCGUCACGUUUUGCUCCCCCAGGGCACCAAGGUCAUCCUACAAAUCCGCCAACAGUAUCUGUUUCCGGGACAAGUUACAUGGCUUCCUCCCCUUCUCCUGCCGCUUCAGGUGGUACUUCAGCAUUUAGAGAUUGUAGACAGCCAAGUCCAUGGAAUUAGAAGCUUUGAUGCUUUUGCUUUUCUUCAGUCAGUUGAGAAAUAAACGUGCCAAGGGGGCCUGAUUCGAAUUCAACUUUCUGCAGAACAGGGACAGAUCCCCUAGUUUCCAAAUGUGUAAAAAUCUCUCUUUAAGCUAAUGUUUGGUACUUUCCAUUAUAGACCAGAGUGCAAGGCUAUCUACUUUCAAUAACUGUCAGCAUCGCUCCUGUAAAUUCAAGAAUCUUGGUUGUAAAUGUGUUAGAAAGAACUGAAACAUGAGCAGUCAUUAGCCUGAGUUGCCGGCUAUGUUCUUGUUA